Glossina fuscipes is the source of this 1853-nucleotide messenger RNA. It is a transcript of the gene qvr, whose product is annotated as protein quiver. The coding region runs from base 813 to 1346 and encodes 177 amino acids. NCBI's taxonomy places the organism in Eukaryota, Metazoa, Arthropoda, Insecta, Diptera, Glossinidae. Gene Ontology annotation, biological process: positive regulation of voltage-gated potassium channel activity; sleep; regulation of synaptic transmission, cholinergic. The transcript is spliced from 7 exons. The record is from RefSeq and is a predicted model, not a curated record.
AAUAUUUUUUUUAAUGAUAAAUCUUAAAUUAAUUUCUAGUGAUGAGAAAAAACAUAAAAUCAAUAUUUUCUUAAGCGAACUUUCUUCGUAUAUAAGAAGUCAAAGUGAUUGCAAUGCGUGUAUAAAAAUUACAAAAAAAAUCAAUUCAAUCAAAAUUUAUGAAACGUAAAAUAAAAGAUUAAAAAAAAGAAAAAGAAAUUGCAAUCUAGAGCAGUAGCAGCGACCUUUCUAAACAUUAGUAGAGACAGAGAGAGAGAGAGAAAGGGAGAGAGCGUGUAUAAUUGCGCGUGCACGUUUGUAUGGCAAUGAAAAAAAAAAGAGUUUUGAAAAAUCAAAACAAAACUCAAUAGCGACAUAUGCACAUAUACACAUAUAUAAUUAAAGUUUAAAAAGAAUAAAACAAAAGAGGAAAACAUUCGCCAAUAGUUUGUUUAAUGUGCAAAGACUCAUCUUUGUUCCUGCUUGAUUGGGCGACUGGGCUGGAUGUGGGACGAAUAACGAAUGCAUCAUCAUCAUAAAAUUGAUCGUUAAGAUUCGGGACUAAUUCAAUUCGUUCAUAGCUGAUGUUUACAUUUAAGCUGCAUCAUCAUGACGCUGCACAACAAUAGAUGCGAGCUUUAUGGCUGAAGUAUUAACUUUUAAAUACCUUUUUGAUAUGCUUUUAAAUUGAAAAACAAGGAAGAUAGAAGCAGCCUUUAAAGCCGAUUGCACUUCCUAUCAACAUACAUAAAUAAUAAUAAGAAGUUUACUUUUAGCUUAACAUAGAAAUUACAGUAAAAGCACUGAACAAAAUCAUAAGUUUUUAGGAAAACAUGACUCUAGAUGCACGAUCGUAUGUAACCGCUGCAGCGACAGCAACAGCGAAAAGAUGUUUUCUAACGAUGGCAGCCUUAUUUGGAGUAAUUUUGUUCGUGUCGAUACCAAAUGUCUCGGCUGAAUGUCAAACCCGUUCUAUAUAUUGUUAUGAAUGCGAUUCAUGGACAGACGCCAGAUGCAAAGAUCCCUUCAAUUAUACCGCCCUACCACGCGAUCAACCGCCAUUAAUGACAUGCAAUGGCUGCUGCGUUAAAAUGGUCCGACACUCGAAAUCACCUUAUGAGGUUGUUAGACGUAUGUGUACAUCACAAUUACAAAUAAAUUUAUUUAUGGUCGAUCACGUGUGCAUGAUGGAAAGUUCAGGCAAUGGACAUAUGUGCUUUUGUGAGGAAGAUAUGUGCAAUUCUAGUAAAAAUUUAUAUAACAUCAACAACAUUCCUCACAUCAUCUUAAUAUCUCAGCUCAUAAUCUUCUUUGUUCUAUUUAAUCAGCAAACGUAUCAUCUUCGCUCCUCAGUAGUUAACAGAUAGACAAGAUAACAAAGCAGUACUUACAUGCUAUCACUGUUGUUGUUCUCAUGAUUGCCAUCAUUAUCCACUAUCAUCUCAAUUAAUAAGUUUGCCAAGCAUUAUUAACACACUUACCAACAGUUAGAUUUAUUAUCUCUCUCUCUCUCUCCUUCUCCUUCUCUUUCUCUUUCUCUCUUUAUCUCUCGUCGUAUUUCCUUUAUUCUAUCUAUCUAUCGAUCUAUCGAUCUAUCUAUCGGUUUAUCAAUCUAUCUUCUAUCAAUUGUUUCUUGUGCUCGGUUGUUUUCUUUAUAUAUUAUCUACAUACAUUUUUACUACGUAGAAUUAAUAAUACAUUGAAUUAUUUAUUUAACGAAUACCACGAAUUUUUGCUAUAAAGACAAUAGAUUGAUUUGGGCAACAAGAGAAAGUAGAUACUAUUGUUCUACAAAAAAUUGUGUUGUUAUUGUUAUUGUUAACAUUUAUUGCUAUCAUAGUUGUAGAAUUUAAUUAAUUUUCAUUCAAUUCCCG